Messenger RNA from Magallana angulata, 602 nucleotides. RefSeq names its product probable NADH dehydrogenase [ubiquinone] 1 alpha subcomplex subunit 12. Gene Ontology annotation, cellular component: membrane. The record is from RefSeq and is a predicted model, not a curated record. The transcript has 4 exons. Gene Ontology annotation, biological process: response to oxidative stress; mitochondrial respiratory chain complex I assembly. Lineage: Eukaryota; Metazoa; Mollusca; Bivalvia; Ostreida; Ostreidae. The coding region runs from base 70 to 486 and encodes 138 amino acids.
GCAGCCCGAGACUGUUAUUGUUGAAAAAUAAAAGCGACCUCCGUCAACAUCGGAUCGCUAACACCAGCAAUGCCUACAGCGCUAGAAUCGUUUGCUAAUCUUAGAAAAAUAAUCCAGGCCAAUGGUGGAAUCAGAAGAUCGUUGAGGAUAUUUUGGUUAACUGAUGAUCUGAAGUUUGGUGACCUCAAAGGAGUGGAUAAGUUUGGCAACAGAUACUAUGAAAACAACAGAUACUUUUUUGGUAAGAAUCGGUGGGUAAGAUUUGCAGAUAAGAAGAAUUUCAAUUAUGAUGCAAGUCAGAUUCCACCAGAAUGGCAUCGCUGGAUGCACUACAUAACAGAUCAAACUCCUGUGGAGAAGCCCCCAGAGCAAAAAAAGUGGAUGAUGGAGCAUGAAGAGAACUUGUCUGCGACGCCUGAUGAGUAUGUCCCUUACAGCACCACCCGCACAAAGAUUGAAAGCUGGACCCCGCCACAGAAUCGAUAGAGCUUUGGCUUAUCUUCAUGUGUAUGGAUUAAAAAACAGAACAUUUCAUGUAAAUGUACAUAGAGCUAUUGUUCCUGAUGAUGGAUGUUUGUUAAAUUAAAAUUUUAAAAAGAAUA